AAGUUCAUAAUUGUAGUGGCAAAACUAUAAUUGCAUAUUUAAUGCAUUAAAAUUAAGAUAUAACAUUACAUUAAAGUGCCAAUGAAUCAAGUGAAAAAUUGAUAAAUAGUAUAAAAAAAUAAGAAAAUACAAUUUAAUUACCAGUGGGCGUAGCACUGAAAUUCAUAAAAUAUUAUUGCAUUCAUAUUGCUAUUACGUGCAUUAUUUUGUUCUUUUCAAAACAGCAGUUAUUAUGACCAAGUGAAGUUACGAUUAUAUGGAUUUGAUGUUAGAAAAGCAUAUUGACUUUUUCCAUGUUUGAUAAUCUUUAUUGACUUGUGACCCCAUUUAAAUGCUUAUUAUUUGCUGUUUGUAUGUUGAAUGUUCCUUAGAGUCUUCCUCAAAGUAUUGCCGUGCUGCAACAAUAAAGACAUGAGUGCAUCAAAUAAAUUUCUAUCUGCGGAAAAUGGUUUGCGCCAUGAUAAAGUUGCUAUUCUAGAUGCGGGAUCUCAAUAUGGAAAGGUUAUAGAUCGUAAGGUACGUGAACUAUUGGUCGAAUCAGAUAUUUUGCCAUUAGAAACAUCGGCUGCAACUUUACGUUCGGCUGGCUAUCGUGGCAUUAUUAUUUCCGGUGGACCCAAUUCCGUCUAUGCCGAAGACGCUCCCAGUUAUGAUCCCGAUAUUUUCAAAUUAAAAAUACCUGUGUUGGGUAUUUGUUACGGCAUGCAAAUGAUUAAUAAAGAAUUUGGUGGUACAGUUCAUAGGAAAAAUGUACGUGAAGAUGGCCAGACCACGAUUGAAGUGGAGCCGACUUGUCCAUUGUUUAACCGUUUGAAUCGCACCCAAACUGUACUUCUAACCCACGGCGAUAGUGUGGAUCGUGUUGGUGAAAAGUUAAAAGUUGGUGGACGUUCUUCUAGCAAUAUUAUAACUGCCAUUUAUAAUGAGAGCUUGCGAAUAUACGGUGUACAAUUUCAUCCAGAGGUUGAUCUAACUGUGUGCGGUAAACAAAUGCUGCAAAAUUUCCUAUUCGAUAUUUGUGUCUUGACGCCAAAUUUCACCAUGGGCAGUCGUAAAGAGGAAUGUGUUAAAUAUAUAAAGGAUAAAGUUGGCAACAACAAAGUGUUGUUACUAGUUAGUGGAGGUGUUGAUUCUUCUGUAUGUGCUGCCUUAUUGCGUCAUGCUUUACAUCCCAGUCAAAUCAUAGCCGUGCAUGUUGACAACGGUUUCAUGCGUAAGGAUGAAAGUGAAAAGGUUGAGAAAUCCUUACGGGAUAUUGGCAUUGAUUUAAUUGUACGCAAAGAAGCCUACACGUUCCUAAAAGGUACGACACAAAUCAAAAGACCCGGACAAUUCUCGAUUGUUGAAACACCCAUGCUUUGUCAGACCAUAAAUCCCGAGGAAAAGCGUAAAAUUAUUGGUGACAUUUUCGUAAAGAUUACAAAUGAUGUUGUAGCAGAAAUGAAACUAAAGCCAGAGGAAGUAAUGUUGGCACAGGGUACUUUAAGGCCAGAUUUAAUUGAGUCCGCCUCAAGUUCUGUCAGCAAGAAAGCGGACACCAUUAAAACACAUCACAAUGAUACGGAUCUAAUAAGAGAGCUUCGUAAUGCUGGGCGUGUAGUUGAACCCUUAAGUGAUUUCCACAAGGAUGAAGUUAGAGAACUAGGCAAUGAUUUGGGCUUACCUGCUGAAUUGGUAGAAAGACAACCAUUCCCAGGACCCGGUCUAGCCAUACGUAUUUUAUGUGCUGAAGAGCCAUUUAUUGAAAAAGAUUAUUCGGAGACACAAGUUAUUGCUCGUGUUAUAGUCGACUAUAAGAAUAAAUUGGAAAAGAAUCAUGCUUUAAUAAAUCGUGUAACCGGAGCCACAACAGAAACUGAACAAAGAGAACUCAUGCGAAUUUCUUCAAAUUCUCAAAUUCAAGCCACUGUGCUGCCCAUACGUUCUGUCGGUGUUCAGGGUGAUGCCCGUACCUAUAGUUAUGUAGUUGGUCUCUCUAGCUCUCAUGAACCCAAUUGGGAUGAUAUGUUAUUCUUAGCCAAAUUAAUACCUCGUAUUUUACAUAAUGUCAAUCGUAUUUGUUAUGUCUUUGGCGAACCGGUUCAAUAUCAAAUCACAGAUAUCACCCACACCACCCUUAACAAUUAUGUUAUUAAACAACUGAGACAGGCGGAUGCUAUAGCUAACGAUGUUAUAAUGCAAGCUGGACUUUAUCGUAAAAUAUCACAAAUGCCUGUUGUUCUAAUACCUGUACACUUUGAUAGAGAUCCCACAAAUCGUACACCAUCAUGCAGUCGAUCGAUUGUUUUGAGACCAUUCUUAACUAGUGACUUUAUGACUGGAGUGCCGGCUAUUCCAGGUUCCGAACAGUUACCAUUAACCGUGCUACGCAAUAUGGUGCAACAAAUUUCCAAAUUGGAUGGAAUCUCAAGAGUCCUUUAUGAUUUAACAUCAAAACCACCGGGUACAACAGAAUGGGAAUGAUUAAAUCAAAUGAGUUUGCUCUAUACCCUCGCUGCAGCUACAGCCGUUGCCGCUACCACCGCCACAACAAUUUCAACAAUACAACAGCAACAACAUCCACAUCAGUCUCAACAUGAAAUGUUGAUAACAUAAAUACAACAACAACAACAAUAAUACAAUUAUACAAUCCAAUUCAAAAACAAUGUUGAAAAAUGUUGUAGAAAAUAAAACGAACUACCAAACAAAACAACAUAAUCAAAUGUUUUUUGUUUUAAACAUUUGAUAUUAAUAACAACAGCAAAUAUGCAAACAGCCAUUAACAAUUAUUGCUACAAUUAACAAUCCUUUCAUUUGAAUAUAAAUAUUUGAUUUUUUUUUUUAAUUAAAAACUAAAACAGCAGAUUUGAUAAAUUCCAAGGAUUUCACGAAAAUAGAAAUGAUAUUGUCUGCCAGUUUAUUCUUGUAUGUUAAACAAAAACUAAUUCCAGACAAUUUGUUUAUGAAAAAUGAUCAGUUUUUAAAAUUUUCGAGUGAUUUGUAAACAAGAAUUUUCUGGAUGAAAAGAUGAUACACAACUGGCCGUAAAGAGAAUUUAUACAAUAACGUUACUUCUAUUUUAGAAUUACAUAUGUAUUUAAACGUUUAAAAAUAAAACCGUACACCUUGGGUCCUUGACUCCUUCUUCAUUUGUCGUUUAAAGCUUAAUAUUACUAAAAUAAAUUUUUAAUAUACAUAUUAAUUCUAUUUGUUCUAUACAUACAAAAAAUAAGUUAAUGUUGGCAAAAAUUCAUAAAAAUACUAUACAUACGUCCUUUCGUAAUUAUUCGUUGUAAUUAAACAUAUUUGUUGUAAUUGUAGUUUUUUUUCAGUUUUUUCUGGCCAUUUAAUUUUUUCGUUUGUAUUUUAACCUUUUUGUAAAAUAAAAUUUAUUAAAAUAAUAUUAACUAAAUAAAAAAAGUCUGCAAAGAAUAAUAAUAUAAAUAAUAUCUAUUAAUCAAUAUUUAUAUAAAGAAAUUCUAUGAAAUCCACUCACACAUACAGAUUCUAUAAAUUAAACGACAGCAAAAUUUUAAACCAAUUACAAAAGGAAAUAAAAGAAAUAACUAUUAUUUAAAUGUAAAAUUAACAAAAUUAAAUUGUUAUAAAACGUCAUAAAGUUUAUUAUAUAAAUAAAAUUAUAAAAAAUUAAAUACAUUUACAAUAUAUACAUUAAUACAUAUAUAUAUAUAUUUAAAAUAUAUAUAUAGAACAAAAAUAUAUAUAUAAAUAUAAACAUACAUCUAAAUAUCUGAAAUAUGAAUAAUUAAAAAGAAAUAAAAACAAAAUUACAAUUAUAAUGAUGAUAGAGUUGAGACAUACAAAGUAUAAUGAUUCUGAGAGUAUGAUAGAUGUGCUGCAUUUUUAAAAAAAAAUUGAAUAUAAAUAUAUAGAUAUAUAUAUAUAUUUAAAGCCUAUAACAAAACAUAUUUUUAAAAAUAAUAAUAAAUGAGAAACUAAUUAACAAAACACAUAAA
Messenger RNA from Calliphora vicina (urban bluebottle blowfly), 3956 nucleotides. It is a transcript of the gene bur, whose product is annotated as GMP synthase burgundy. The transcript has 10 exons. NCBI's taxonomy places the organism in Eukaryota, Metazoa, Arthropoda, Insecta, Diptera, Calliphoridae. Gene Ontology annotation, biological process: GMP biosynthetic process. The record is from RefSeq and is a predicted model, not a curated record. The coding region runs from base 361 to 2463 and encodes 700 amino acids. Gene Ontology annotation, cellular component: cytosol. Gene Ontology annotation, molecular function: ATP binding; GMP synthase activity; GMP synthase (glutamine-hydrolyzing) activity.